GCAGUCGAGGAGAGACCAGUUCGAUUUAUCUGCUAUCCUUUCUUUUUUAGCUAUGCCUGACUCUGUGUUGCACCUGCUGUUAAACUGCCUCUCAUGCUAGUGUUAGCUAGCUGUAUCCUGGUGUACUAUAUGCCUUCCUAUAAUGGUCUCUAUCACAACUCUACCUCAUUGACAGUUAACACGAACUGUAACCGCUGAAGACAAUGGGGCUGCCGCAGAGCUCCCUCCUGUCGGACGGUGGAAGUAACAGUGGCUAUCAUGUUCACGGAGUUCAAGAAGACUCGCCUGCUCUGAAAGCUGGACUGGAGCCUUUCUUUGACUUCAUUCUCUCCAUAGGGAACACCAGACUUAAUAAGGAGAGCGACUUGCUGAGAGAUCUGCUGAAGGCCAAUGUGGAGAAGGCAGUCAGGCUUGAAGUGUACAACUCCAAAACCCAGCGGGUGAGGGAGCUGGAGGUGACACCCAGUAACAUGUGGGGCGGUCAGGGGUUGCUGGGCGCCAGCGUUCGCUUCUGCAGCUUUGAAGGAGUCAACGAGAACGUGUGGCAUGUGUUGGACGUGGAGGAGAAUUCCCCUGCAGCACUCGCUGGCCUUAUCGCACAUGACGACUUUAUUGUCGGGGCUGACCAAGUGUUGCAAGAUUCUGAAGAUUUCUUCUCCUUAAUUGAAGCCAACGAGGGGAAGCCUUUGAAGCUGUUAGUUUAUAACAUGCAGACCGAAGAGUGCAGGGAGAUUGUAGUGACCCCUAAUGGAGCCUGGGGAGGAGAGGGAAGCUUGGGCUGUGGGAUUGGCUACGGCUAUCUGCACAGAAUCCCGUCUCACCCAGUUCACCCAAAUGUCCAGAACAGAAAUGCUCCGCAACCAGCAGAUACAAGCAGCAGAGAAGUGGAGACUUCGUCUGGUCAGACUGAGGUGCAUCUACUGAGUGAAAAUAGCCCAACUAAUGAAGCAGGUUUACCUGAAACUGAAGGAGUUAUGCUCGAUUUGAGCAAAAUCUCACUUCCGCAGGAGUCUGCAGACAUUGAUGCCUCCAUCUCUCCUGGAGCCAUAAUCUCAUAUUCAUCCGAAGCCGUUUCCACCAACGACGAAGGCCACAGCUCAGUGGUUGCUAAUUAUGGAGAUGACAUGCAUGACCAAUGUAGCUUUGAUGACUCCAUGUUUGACCAAAAGCUUUUAUCUCAAGAGAGGGAGGAAAAAGAUGAAGGCACUCAUCAAGCACUGCAAGAGAGUGUUGCAAAUCUUAGCGGCAGUCCCAGAGAGGAUGCAGAGGAUGCUGCUGCCCUCAACGACACCACAGAGAGUGUGGGGAUCAUCCCAGAGAUGCAGAAUCCUGACCCGGAGGCUUUCAGCUCAGGCCAUCGCUUAGAGCAGGAGAUGACUGAGCCUGAUGCAUCAGGCAGUUAAAUAGCUGCGGUAGCAAAGAGAACAGUGCAGAAAGAGGAUUAAGAGCACACGGUGAUGGGAAAAUGCUACUUUUUUUUUAUUUAUUUGAUUUUAAACUCUUAUCACUGGACCUGUUUUUAAGUUGAAAAGCCUUUUAUCUCUACCAGUGCCACUGUUGCAUGCUGCAUUGCACAUAAAAAAAAAAAGAUUGUAUCGACUGUUAAGAAUUGCAGAGACGGUAAAACAUCAUGAAUGUACUUAACUUUGUUUUAAGAUUUCACUAAAUGAAGCCUUAGUUGAGUUGUUGCAAAAAAAAAAAAAAAA
Molecule: messenger RNA, 1706 nt
Organism: Poecilia latipinna (sailfin molly)
Lineage: Eukaryota; Metazoa; Chordata; Actinopteri; Cyprinodontiformes; Poeciliidae
Product: Golgi reassembly-stacking protein 2-like
Exons: 9
Coding region: 204-1403 (399 amino acids)
Biological process (GO): Golgi organization
Cellular component (GO): Golgi apparatus
Molecular function (GO): protein binding
Source: RefSeq, a predicted model, not a curated record